This is a messenger RNA of Musca domestica (house fly), 2765 nucleotides long. RefSeq lists its product as uncharacterized. The record is from RefSeq and is a predicted model, not a curated record. The transcript is spliced from 4 exons. NCBI's taxonomy places the organism in Eukaryota, Metazoa, Arthropoda, Insecta, Diptera, Muscidae. Bases 380 to 1177 code for a protein of 265 amino acids.
CUGAGGGAAAAAUCCCGUUGCGAAAUCAAGCACGUAUGUUGUCAUUUUCGCAACGACCCGUUGUUAUAUUUUUCAACAACGGCUGUUGGUGAAUUGUGCACGAACGUGCUCAAAUUGACACCGAGACGUGGUCAACUUUCGGUACCAACAACAGCCGUGCUUAAUUUGUCCAUUUGUAAUAUUGGUAAUUGCAGCCGAUUACACACGAGUAAAAAAUGACAACGGUGGUGCAUGAUUCACACACGGUCGUUGUCAAUAUGACACCGGUCGUGUAUGAAUUAUGCACCACCACCUGCAUAAUGAUGCACCACCGUUGUUACUUUGUACACCGACGUGCAUGAAUCGUACACGAUCGUUGCCAUUUUAGCAACUACCGUGUAUGAAUCAUGCACCACCGUUGUCAUUUUUUUUACUCGUGUGCAAUCGGCUGCAUAUUUACCAUUUUUUCCGUGUUAUUGAAAGAGAAAGGACGCAUUGUGCAAAAAAUUUAUUGAAAAUGAAUAAUAAUUCGCAAGAUCCUCAAAAUAUCAUUGGUGAGUUGUUAGAAAUCGAUGGCAAUAUUGUUGUGGUUCGCGAUACAAACCAUUGCAGCAGUCAAGAUGCGGAAAACAAUGAGGACGAUUAUAUGUUAAGGGAGUUCUUAAAAGGAAUAAAUAUGGAGUCGCUUUUUGAACAAUUAAAAGCAUCACAUGUAACAUUUCGCAGCUUGCAGUACUUGAAAAAAGAAGAUUUAAAGGAAGCAGUGCCACCAUUGGGACUGCGUGUUGAAUUCAGAGAAAAGCUCUUUGCUUGGAAAAAACGAAAGCUCGGGAUUGAUGACGAAACUAUGUCAGUUCCAUCUAAAAUAGGUGAAUGGUGGAAACGCAACGAGACACCUGCAAGUACUCCUGGUACUCCCGACACUACAGGUUCGAACUGCUCAAAAGCCAAAGGAAUUUUGUCAGAGGAUCUAACGGAAUUGUUAACACAUACCUCGAAGGGGAAACUAGCGCUUGAAUGUAGUAGCGUUAAUAAGAAAUUAAGUGACGAGCAAAGAGAUGAUAUAAUUAAUAUAAUUAUUGAAGAUAUUUUAACCAACAAUGUUACUCUUUACACUCAAGACUAUAUGCGCAUAUUGGAUGAAAUUUGUUCCGUUUUUCCUCUUGAAAACGAAAUGAGGGUAAGAUUAACAAUAUAAACAACGUAUCUGAUUAUGUAGUUUCUUAACUUAUAAUAUGUCUUUAUUUUUAGGAUUAUUAUUACAUUUCAAGAAAAGGAAAGAACAACGCAAGCGGAAAACUUUAUGCCAAGUAUAGAAACAAGAAGUCCAAAAGAAUAAAGCUUUUGAUUUCCGAGCCUAGCACAAGCAAAGCAGCAACUCACACAUCUCCUAAUUUUUGUAACAAAGAUGUUCCCGAAAUUGAUGAAUCAGUUGAAAAUUCAUUGAAAGCUUCCUUACUAAGAGAAUGUAAUGAUUGGGGAUCGAUCUGCGAAAAAUGGAAAAGAUCUUUUAACAUACGGCAAAGAGAUAUAAAAAAUUUAAGUAGCCAUACAUUUCUCCUUGAAUGGACGAAGUUGUCCGAUGCAAGAGCUUCAGAAUUGGUAAGUAGCCAUGAGCUAUUUAUUUGUAUAUGGAUACUAAUGUUUCGUUUUAGGUCAACAUUGAUUUCGAUAUUAUGUAUCCACAGAAAGGCAAUCUUCUACUUUCUAAAUGGGACCAAUUUAAGAAAAAAAUUUACAAUUAUUAUGGGAAAAAUAUUCAUAACGAACAUUGCAAACAACUCUUCGCAAAUGUUUUGACGGCAAGCAGCAUAGGUAAAUUUUAAUUCCUGAUUUAUCAUAAACAUUAAAAGUAAUAUUUAUUUUAUAUUUCGGUUGCAGAUGCUCAAGAUUAUAUAUACGCAAUACUGUUGAAUUCAGUUUUACCAUCACCUGCUAGGUUUAAAUGUGGAAACGGUAAAUUACGAAAAAAAGUAACAAUAGCUGAUUCGCAGGAAAGUUUCGUACUGCGACUACCGACAAUUAACGAUUAUAAAAGGCAAAUUGAUACAGUCACUGAAAAGUAUUACAAUGCUGGAUUAACUAUACAGCCAUUUAUAAUUGUGGAGGGUUUGUCCGAUUUCAAUAUAAAAGGUUUUUAUGUUUUUUUUAACCACAAUUUGUUAAAAUUUCAAUCGUUCCUCGAAUGUUUAGAUACAUGUUUUAAAAUUUUUCAUGCACUUUCUUUAAAAUAUCCAAAUGCCUGCCAAAUUCCAUGGAUUUUUAUCCAAAAAUAUUUUUAUGAAAUUAAUACUGUAUAUGAUAUAAAAUCAGUUAAUUUGACUUCACUUAUUAAUUUCUGCAACAAUAAUUAAAGUACAAUUCAAAAUGUAUAUUUGCUUUCGUUGCCGUAAGCAUUUUGAUAAGGCAAAUCUUUUAAUAGCUCAUUUGAAAACAGACCAUUUAAUGUCCACUAAAUUUUUAAAAGUACAAUGCGUUCAGGACAACUGUAAGCAAACAUUUACAAAAUUUACGUCAUUCAGAAUUCAUUUAGAAAAACUUCACAAGAAUCACACAAAAGCUCCACCAAUGGUUAAAGCCAUUAAUGUGCCAGUUGAAAUGUCAUCAUCAAAAGAAAAUGAUUAUACAAACAGUGAAACUGUUAUUAACAACAAUACAAUAGAAAAGGAUUUAAAUGUUUUGAAAAAGAAAACCUUAUAUCUGUCUUUACAAUUACAUGGUCAAAGCUAUAUGCCUAGAAAUCAUGUUAUAGAAAUACAACAUUCUGUUUCAAUUCUGCUUUCAUC